Python bivittatus (Burmese python) is the source of this 2528-nucleotide messenger RNA. RefSeq names its product CLN5 lysosomal BMP synthase (gene CLN5). Lineage: Eukaryota; Metazoa; Chordata; Lepidosauria; Squamata; Pythonidae. Gene Ontology annotation, molecular function: hydrolase activity, acting on glycosyl bonds. Gene Ontology annotation, cellular component: lysosomal membrane; lysosome. Gene Ontology annotation, biological process: lysosome organization. The record is from RefSeq and is a predicted model, not a curated record.
GAGCCGCUGCCCCGCCAGGUGACGCCCCUCUUUGCCCGCAGGCGCUUCGCUGGGCGGCCCCGGGCGGACCCCUUCUGCCGGGCGCGGUACGCCUUCUGCCCGACCGGCUCUGCCCUCCCGGAGAUGCGGGAGACGGACGUCCUGGACGUGUACCGCUUGCAGGCCCCCGUCUGGGAAUUCAGAUACGGAGGCCUUCUUGGCCGCUUGAAAAUUAUGCACGACGCUGUGGGGUUCAGGAGCUCUGCGACUGGGAAGAACUACACAAUGGAGUGGUACGAGCUUUUCCAGCUUGGGAACUGCACCUUCCCACACCUGCGGCCUGAUACCCCAGCCCCCUUCUGGUGCAACCAGGGGGCGGCCUGUUUCUAUGAAGGCAUUGAUGACGCCCACUGGAAGGAGAAUGGGACCCUGGUCCAGGUGGCUACAAUUUCAGGAGCUAUAUUCAAUCAAAUGGCGAAAUGGGUGAAAUACGACAAUGAAACUGGCAUUUACUAUGAGACCUGGGCAGUCAAGAGCAGCCCAGAAGACCACGGCCGUGUUUGGUUUGAGGCGUAUGAAUGCUCCAAAUUUGUACUGAGGACCUACCAGAAGCUGGCUGAGCUGGGGGCCGUUUUCAAGAGGAUCCAGACCAAUUACACAACCAUCACUCUCUUCAGCGGAGAACCCACUUGCCUGGGCAAUGAAACUACUCUCUUCGGACCAGUGGGAAACAAAUCCCUGGCAUUAGCUAUUAGAAAUUUCUACUUGCCCUUCAAACCGUAUCACUCAGUGAAGGAAUUCUUCCUUAACCUGUUGAAAAUACUUGAGGAGGUUGUUCUAGAUCAUCAGUUUUACUUGUUUUAUAAUCUGGAAUACUGGUUUUUGCCCAUGAAAUAUCCUUACGUGAAAAUCGCGUAUGAAGAAAUCCCAUUGCCUAACUCAAAUGCUACCAAGCUUGAUAUGUAGUUCUUGCCUUUUUGUUUUGGUGGGCUGAGUCCUCUCGUAAGAUGGGCACCGCCUGACCCAAGCUCUGUUUUUAUGCAGCGUAAGAACAGAGCAGCUUUAACCAGGUCUUUAACUAGCUGCUCGUUUCCAACAGACCUCUGUUAUGGUAUGGCCGGGUGGAAUCACGCUUCGGUGAAUGGCAGUGUAGCAGGAUUAUAAGCAAGAAAGAGGAUCAGCGGCUGUGGAUGAUUAGAAUUGUAGCCUAAUACAGGUGGGGAGCAUUAGAGAAGUUGCUAUAAUUGUGCAUCUCUUUUCCUUGAUGAACGUUCAUUUUUUGAAUGGCAAAUGUUGAAAGUUUAUAGAAAGUUGGAUGGAUAGCUGCAAAAUUCAAAGCAAAGGUGCCUUGAACCUGUUAGCAGUGGACAAUUUUGCAGACAAAAGCAAGCAAGUAAAGUCUUCCCUGUAGGGGAAGACUGAAAAAUUGAUCCUAUAAUGUUUGAAUUAAAAUACAUGCCUGAACAAAUAUACGUAGUAUUCAGGAAUACUACACACAAGAACAUAUGGUACAACGGGUUUUAACACAGGCCUUCUAUGCUUAUAAUUCAGUUGGUAAGCCUGUGUUUGUUUACCUAUAUGUGUAUAUGGACAGAUGUAAACUUCCGUGCAGCCAGUCAUCUAUAUUUGGCAUGGAUUAACAACUGCAUUGUGUCAUCCACAUCCUUUCUAACCUCUCACUGAGCUCCAAAGCUAGGAAGCUUGCCACAGCAAUCCUGACCCUUUGCACACGUGCAAAUCCUGCAGUCCUUCUUAGGUGAUCAUUUGUGAGGAAGAGCCUGGGAGCUGUAAUGGUUUAGUGAUUCCAUCACUGCUCAGGGUUUUCCUGUCUCUGUGUGGCAACCACAAAUACAUCCCAGCUCUCGUGCGUCAGGGGACCAUGAAGAAACCUGUGCUGAAAAGCCUUAACUACUUGCCAGAGGCCACCCGGCACAAGGGCUACACAGCCCAGCUUUCCCAAGUUUUGACUUUUUUCCUGGCAAUAGCCAACAGAUUUGUGGUGCUUCUUUUUCAAACUAGAGCAGGGAAUUGAAGUCUAUAUUUUUUGUGGAAAAUUGAUGGUAAAACAAAAGUACCUGCGUUCUUUGGAAAUAUUUUUCACCUAUACCUUUGUUUGUAUUAAGCAUCAUUCCGUAUUUCAUGCUGUGUGUAAAAGGCACCCCAAGGUUGUUUUCUGAUAGCUCUUCCAGAAGAAGACUGCUGAGCACAACAGCUUUAGUUCUUGAAGGCUCCUUUCCUUCUCAUCGAAUGGAAACUGAGCGCACCCUUGCUCUGUUGCUCAGGACCAGGAACUGUAUUUGCCACUGGAAAUACAGGUAGUCCUCAUUUAGCAACCACAAUUGGGACUGGCAACUUAGCAGUUGCUAAGGGAAACCAUGAUUCCUGUGAAGGUUGUAAAUGCGAGGAUUGGUUGUAAUGUUACUUUUUCAUCACUGUCAUCACUGCAAACAGUCGCUAAAUGAUGAUUAUCUGUAAAGACUAUUCUUGCAAUCAUUCAGCUGACAGACUAAAUCAUUCUUUGAUCAUGAAAAAUAAAUGGCUUCAAGAUA